Messenger RNA from Rhodofomes roseus, 3868 nucleotides. RefSeq names its product chitin synthase-domain-containing protein. The transcript has 4 exons. Gene Ontology annotation, molecular function: chitin synthase activity. Bases 106 to 3540 code for a protein of 1144 amino acids. Gene Ontology annotation, cellular component: cell periphery; cell septum. The record is from RefSeq and is a predicted model, not a curated record. NCBI's taxonomy places the organism in Eukaryota, Fungi, Basidiomycota, Agaricomycetes, Polyporales, Fomitopsidaceae.
CUUGGCAGUUUCCCGCACCCGCUUCGUCGACGACCACCACAUGCUCGCUGUCUAACCCGCUGUACUCGUCGUUUCCCCUCUUUCACGACCACACACUCCUUUGCUAUGGCUACUCGGUCAGCGACCAGAGUACGGUACAACGAGCCAGACGUCACUCCGCGCGUCCUCAACCCGGGAGCGGCAACCAUCCGUCGCGCGAAAACCCUCACUCGUCCGGAGCGCAAUGUCGCACCGGUACCCCUCAUCAAUCCCAAAUCCGCUCACCUUCCAGCCGGUGCAGCUGCUCCUGCUGCUGAAGAUGAGAGCCUCGACGCCUGGCGCAUAUUCUCCUUCAUCGUUACCUUCUGGGCGCCAAGUUCACUUCUACGUUCCAUCGGCGGACUCGACGACCGACACAAGGUCCAGGCAUGGCGCGAGAAGAUGGCUCUCUGCUUCAUCAUUGCGUGCCUCUGCGGAGUUGUUGGGUUCAUCACUGUCGGCGCGCAGAAGGUGCUCUGCCCGCAGAUCCAGCAACAGAGCACUGGCCGGUACGUGCGCAAGGGCAGCGUCGGCCUCGUUCUCGGCGUGCAGGGCUGGCAGAUGAACUUCACAUACCUGAGCGAGACGGCUGUCGAGGGACUCGGUGUCAACUUCACGCAACUGUUGCAGGAGCCCGGGCAGGACAUCACACCGUACUUCCAGCGGUCAGCGGCGGAUUACCCUGCCUGCAGCGGGCUCUCAUUCCGUGCGGCGGCGGAGAACCCGUGCACGACCGUGACACCGUGCCCACUGGGGGCGCUCAACUCGUCGUCGACAUUGGCGGGGAUCGGGGUGAUGAACACGUCGUUGAUUGUGGGAUACGACUGGGACCAGGUAGCGGCGUUGGAUAACUACAUGGUGCUGGACGGUGCGGUGCUCAACAUGAAUACGUACAUGAAGCUGCAUCCGAGCGCGAUCCCGUCCGACGCGCUGGACGCGGUGAUCCGGACGGUGCUGACCGCGCCGGGCGACUGGGGGCGGGACGGGACACGGCUCUUCUCCUACCACGCAGACGUUGCGAAGGCCAUGCCGUGCGUGAUCCAGCGGUACUAUGCAGGCAACAUCGACAAGAUUACGCCCGGUUGCCUGCUUUCCAACCUCAUCCUCUACGCCGGCCUCAUCGUCAUCCUCGGACUCGUGCUCAUUCGCUUCGCGAUGGCGUGCGUGUUCUCGUGGUUCGUCUCCGAACGACUGUGCAGCCCGCCCGACAGCAGGCAGCUCAUGCAGUCCGCCAUCAGCCCAGCUGUACUCCCGGAAGGCGCCAACAUCUCGGUCGACAACGUCACUGGCACGGCUCCCUGGGCUGGGUCGAAGAAGCUGGGUAAGCCGAGGGGCAAGGAUGUUCGCUCACUCACGUCCUCCGCGUCUACCCUCGUCAACGAAGCCGGCACCAUCCCUUCCACCAUGACUCUCGCGCAGAUAGGCGCCGAGCUCUUCGCUGUAUGCCUGGUCACGUGCUAUUCCGAGGGAGAGGAGUCCCUCCGUACGACGCUCGAUUCCAUCUCCACCACGACCUAUGCCGACUCGCGGAAGCUCCUGUUCGUCGUCGCUGAUGGGAUGAUCACUGGUGCAGGUGAAAAGCGGAGCACGCCUGACACUUGUGUGAGCCUGCUUGAGCCGGACCCCCGGUUUGGGAACCCGACACCGAUGAACUACAUUGCUGUCGGCGCUGGGGCAAAGGCGGAGAAUAGAGCAAUGGUGUAUGCAGGCCACUACACCGUCGCCGGGCGUCGAACGCCGACUGUGAUCAUAGUGAAAUGUGGUACCGAGGCCGAGGCCGCGACUGAGAAGAAGCCGGGCAACCGGGGCAAACGCGACAGCCAGCUGAUCCUCAUGAAUUUCUUCUCCCGCGUUACGUUUAACGAUCGGAUGACGCCUCUGGACUUCGAUCUAUUCCGGAAGAUACACGUCCUCAUGGGCGUCACGCCGGAUUACUUCGAGGUCUGCCUAAUGGUCGAUGCGGAUACAAAGGUCUUCCCUGACUCCCUUUCGUAUCUGGUCAAUUGCAUGCAUCAUGACAACAUGAUCAUGGGCGUCUGCGGGGAGACCCGUAUCGCCAACAAGCGACAGUCGUGGGUCACCGCAAUCCAGGUCUUUGAGUACUUCAUUUCGCAUCAUCUUGCCAAAGCGUUCGAGUCGGUGUUCGGCGGCGUUUCCUGUCUGCCGGGAUGCUUCUCCAUGUUCCGACUCAAAGCCCGUCGAGACACAGGCGACGAUUGGGUUCCACUCAUCACCAAGCCCGAGAUUGUGCAGCAGUACAGCCAGAGCGUAGUGAGCACGCUGCACCAGAAGAAUCUGCUCCUACUCGGCGAGGAUCGGUUCCUGACCACGAUCAUGUUCCGUACGUUCCCCAAUCGCAAGAUGAUCUUCCUACCCCAGGCCCGCUGCCGCACCAUCGUCCCGGACACGUUCUCUGUCCUGCUGUCCCAGCGCCGGCGGUGGAUUAACUCGACUAUUCACAACCUUAUGGAGCUCGUCCUCGUCCGGAAUACCUGCGGUACAUUCUGCUUUAGCACCCAGUUCGUCGUCUUCAUGGAUCUUCUCGGAACCGUCGUUCUCCCCAUCGCAAUCGCCCUCACGUACAUGCUCAUCGUCGGUAUGGCGCUGGCACCACCACAGUCGUUCGAGGAGGCCAUCCCACUCAUCCUGCUCAUCGCGGUCCUGGGUCUACCUGGUAUCUUGAUCAUGUUGACGACGAGGAAAGUGGUCUACGUCUUCUGGAUGAUGAUCUAUCUGCUCGCGCUGCCCGUGUGGAACUUCAUCCUACCCGUCUACGCUUUCUGGCAUUUCGACGACUUCUCAUGGGGUGAGACCAGAAAAGUCGAAGGGGAGGCCAAAGGUGAAGGCCACGACGCUGCAGGCCACGCAGCGUCUGGGUCUUCUGUGCCAUUGCGCCGAUGGGAAGACUGGGAACGCUCGCGACUGCGCAAGAUCCGUCGGGAGGAACGUCGGCGCAAGGACCUCGAACGGAUGCACGGGGCGUACAUGAGCGCCAAUGGCGAACUGACCGCCAGACAAGAGGUGUUCAGCCAGUACGAUGGUUCUGACACUGUCUCAGUCGCCUCGUCGGACGAGGACCAGUGGGGCGCACAAAUAGGCGGUUAUAACGAGAACAGCACAGCGUAUCCGCCACCGCCCACCAGCCUUCAACAACAUGCUUUCGCAAGCGCCGAGUCUAUUGCGGCCGCAGAUAUGCAAGCGAUGUUAGACGCAGGUUUCGAUGAGGAAUCGUCCCCACCACAAUCCCGAACGCCGUCACAAGCUCCUCGUUACCAGCUCUCCGAUGGACCUUCUCUCGACGUCAACGGGUACGCCCCCCUCUCCAGAUCCGGGUCGCCAGGUCCACCUCCUGGAGUCAGAGGUCAUGCGUUCUCACCAGUUUCGCCUGUCAGACCAAUAGGUGCCGUGAGCACGGCUGUCGACGGCGAGUGGCGGGGACACGCGAAGAAGCGGAGUGCCGGUCGCGCUGACAAUGGGGAAUACGGGCCAUUAGGGCCUCUGGAUCCGGGUGCAAGAAUAUGAAGACAGUGACUUAGUUGUUUAUAUUCUUCUUUGACAAUCUCAACGUUUCGGUUCAUCUGUAUUGGGGGCGUUCAUACCCAUUUGUCUUUGCCAUCAUAUCCCACUCGCUGCAACCCCCGUCACCUUACAAUACGUAGUCGGCCACGAGCCUCGUACAUACCUCUGUCUCGUGCAUCCAUACAUACCAUUCGCCCGUAAUGGGGUCACCUGCAUCUCUGUCCAACGGCUGUUGCAUUUUUGGAUGUCGCUUUACUUCCCUAAUCUACUGUGAAUAGCCAUAGACAUAGCGAGUAGGGAGUGGCAAUGUAUCAGAAAUUCCCACCUGUUC